Molecule: messenger RNA, 550 nt
Organism: Raphanus sativus (radish)
Lineage: Eukaryota; Viridiplantae; Streptophyta; Magnoliopsida; Brassicales; Brassicaceae
Exons: 1
Coding region: 51-299 (82 amino acids)
Source: RefSeq, a predicted model, not a curated record
UCAUAAGUAAGAACCCAACAACUAUAAUAGUACAAAAAAAGAAAAGAAGAAUGGAGGCAGAGAAGACACCACAGACGACAACAACGACGGAGAAGAAACCAGAGCAAGAAGUGAAAAACGACGACUUGCCGACAAACAGUCCUUACGUGGACGACUCUGGUAGCUUGGAGGAUUAUAAAAUGAAAGCUUAUGGAGCCCAAGGCCACCAAGAGGUUAAGGCUGGCCUCGGUGGUGGAUCUACCGAUGCUCCUACUCCUUCAGGUGGAGGAACCACCGCUACUGCUGAGAAAGCUCCUUGAAAACUUUAAAAACUUUAAUAAUAAUGGGUUAAAAUACGAAGAUUUGUAGCCACUUUAUCCGAAUCACUGAUCCAAGUUCCGUUUGUAUGGGUUAUGUUUUUUUUUUCUCAAGCUUCUAAACUAAAAAGGUUCCGAACCUGUUAGCCAACUCGGUGGGUUUGUACUAAAAUGUAAUUGCUUGUAUUACUGAGUGUGAAAAUAAUUUCCGAGUUUCAUAAGGUAAAAUAAAUAUUCAUAUGUUACUGACGAAA